AUGCUCGUCUUCAGCCUGUUCAACCCAUAUUCUCUAAGUCUAGACAGCGACGGCCCAUUCCCUGUUUUGGGCCGUCUUUUAACUUCGAGAUGCAUGCCGAUCGAAGAUACGAAUAUCUCAAGCUUUGCAAACAAGACUGUGCUUAUUACAGGCGCAACUAGCGGUUGCGGGUUUCAUUGUGCGAAAGCGCUAUCUCGUGUAAACUGCCACUUGAUUUUGACGGCAAGGAACCGUGAAAAGGGAGAGGCAGCAUCGCGGGAGAUUGCUAGCAUGAAUCCUAGCUCCGGCGCCACCGUCGACUUUCUAGAAAUGGAUAUGACCAGUUAUACAUCAAUCUAUACAUUCAGGACAAAAUUGCAACAGUACUCCCAACUCGAUGUGGCGAUUUUGAAUGCGGGCAUGUAUUCCACUGACUUCAACCUAUGCCCAGAAACUGAGCUCGAAGAGACCCUACAGGUUAACUUUCUGAGCACCUGUUUGAUAUCUCUUCUUCUAAUUCCACUACUUCUGAAGUGUUCUCAACAGUCACGUCUUCUAUUUAUAUCUUCAGAAGCACAUGCUUGGGCAGCCCCACGACAAACUUCAUUUCAAGAUUUACAAACGCAGCUGAAUGAUCCCGCGGCAUAUGCAUGCUAUGAACGUUACCAUAUCAGCAAACUACUUCUUGUCCUAUGGACACAACGGCUAUCCUCACAAAUCGAUCCGGAGAAACUCCUUAUCGCAUCAGCAUCCCCUGGCUUCUGUCGCAGCGGAUUGUUUCGCCUCUUCAAUUUCCAUGCACUCGCCGCAUUUCUAGAGAAAUUGGUCUGUCGAACACCGGACAAAGGAGCGUCCCAAUACAUACUUGCAUUGGGCUGUAUGAGCAAAGAGACUCAUGGCGCUUUCUACUCCGAUAACAAGUUCAGAAGACCAGCCACCGCGACGGCUACAUAUUCUGCAGUCUCCCUGCGUAAUUCUCUGUGGGACGAUAUACAGAGACUCCUCCCGACGUGGAUUCAAGGCGUGGGACAAGAUAUUUUCGCCAUCUAG
Aspergillus nomiae NRRL 13137 is the source of this 1029-nucleotide messenger RNA. RefSeq lists its product as uncharacterized. Bases 1 to 1029 code for a protein of 342 amino acids. NCBI's taxonomy places the organism in Eukaryota, Fungi, Ascomycota, Eurotiomycetes, Eurotiales, Aspergillaceae. The transcript is spliced from 3 exons. The record is from RefSeq and is a predicted model, not a curated record.